Molecule: messenger RNA, 1071 nt
Organism: Punica granatum (pomegranate)
Lineage: Eukaryota; Viridiplantae; Streptophyta; Magnoliopsida; Myrtales; Lythraceae
Source: RefSeq, a predicted model, not a curated record
GACGGCUCUUCCAAUUUUGUUACUUUUUUAUUAGUCUCUGCUCUUCGGAUAUAAAGAAGGGAAAGGAGACGCACUCUCUCUCUCUCUCUCUCUCUCUCUCUCUCAAAUCUCACCUUCAUCCCCCACAUAGAGAGAGAGGAGAGGGGCGAAGGGCAAUGGCGGGUCUCUUUGACAAGCAAGCAGAACUCUACCUCGACGCUCGCCCAAACUAUCCCAAAGAAUGGUUCUCUCUCCUUGCCGCUCGCACCCUCCACCACUCCCUUGCCUGGGACGUCGGCACCGGCAACGGCCAAGCUGCCGUCAGCGUCGCUGAGCAUUACGAUCAGGUGAUCGGAACAGACAUUAGCGAAAACCAGCUAAAAUAUGCGAUAGCUCAUCCGCGGGUCCGGUACCUUCACACCCCACUCUCCCUCCCCGAGGAUGAUCUCAUAACCCAGAUAGGCGGUGAGAACUCGGUUGAUCUGAUAACGGUGGCCCACGCUGUCCACUGGUUCGACCUCCCGAGCUUCUACGCCACUGCGGCCCGUGCCUUGAGAAAGCCGGGUGGGGUAAUUGCUGUGUGGUGCUACAAUGACAUCAAGGUGGAUGCCACCUUCGAUUCUGUCACGAAGAAGUUCCAUGACACAACUCUGCCUUACUGGAACCCGAAGGUAAGGUACGUGUUCGACGGGUACAAGACACUCCCAUUCCCGUUCGAGAAUGUGGGGCUGGGCUCUGAAGGAGAGCCCUUCAAUCUGGACAUCCCGAAGGAGCUGUCUUUGGAAGGUUUCUUAAGGAUGUUGAGGUCUUGGUCUGCUGUGGUCACAGCGAAGGAACAAGGUGUCGAUUUGUUGCCUGAGAGUAUGGUGAAGGAGUUCGAGACUGCCUGGGGCGGGCGCAGCUUGGUCAGGUCUGUAGUUUACAAGGCUUUCAUGCUUGCCGGUAAAGUCAAGCUGUGAUCGCUGUGCCUCUUGUGUCUUUGCCUCUUCCGUCUGUACGAGUUAUAUACGUCAAAAGAGCACUGAUAUCAAACUAUUGUAUUAAGAAAAUUUUAUCCAUUUAUGAGUCCUUUGUCAGGAGGUGUUGGCACCU